GACGCGGAAGGGCGGUGCCUUAAGGGAGUUCCUCCCAAAGCGGCUAUUGGACGCUGGGUCGGAAGGAGCGGGGCGCUGAUUGGCCGAGGCGGCUGGCGCUCCGUUCAUUCGCGCUCUGGGCCUGGCUGUUUGUGUGAGGAGAAAGAAUCGCGGGGGGGACUCGAAGCGGAAAGGGCCUAACGGUCAGGCGGCGGCGGCUCUCUCUCUCUGAGGGGCCUUUCGUCCUGCGGCGCUUCCUCGCUGCUGAGGCGGAUGGCGACGGCGGGGGCGGCAACAUCCGGGAACCCCGGGGCGGCGGCGGCGACGACGGCGGCGGCGGCGGUUGUGGGCUCGGUGGCGGCGCCCGCGCUGUACGCGUGCACCAAGUGCAACCAGCGCUACCCUUUCGAGGAGCUCUCCCAAGGACAGCAGCUCUGCAAGGAAUGUCGCAUUGCCCAUCCUAUUGUAAAAUGUACUUACUGUCGAUCAGAGUUUCAGCAAGAAAGCAAAACGAACACAAUAUGCAAGAAAUGUGCCCAAAACGUUAAGCAGUUUGGAACACCAAAACCUUGUCAGUACUGCAACAUCAUUGCAGCUUUUAUUGGCACAAAAUGUCAGCGCUGUACAAACUCUGAGAAGAAAUAUGGGCCACCUCAGACUUGUGAACAGUGUAAGCAGCAAUGUGCUUUUGAUCGCAAAGAGGAAGGAAGAAGAAAGGUUGAUGGGAAGCUGUUGUGUUGGCUCUGUACUCUGUCCUACAAAAGAGUACUGCAGAAGACUAAGGAACAACGGAAGAGCUUAGGGUCUUCACAGACAAAUUCCUCCUCCACAACUCUAACUGAAAAAGACCAGCAUCAUUUGAAACACCACCACCAUCAUCGUCAUCAUCACCAUCAUCACCAUCGUCACAGCAGUGGCCAUCACAAAAUCAGCAGUCUGAGUCCAGAACAAGAUCAGGGAUUGUGGAAACAGAGCCAUAAAUCCUCUGCAGCUAUUCAGAAUGAAACUCCAAAGAAAAAACCCAAAAUGGAAUUCAAGCCAUCUAAUGGAGAUAGUAAUUCUAUAAAUCAGUCAGCAGACAGCGGAGGUACUGACAACUUCGUUCUUAUAAGUCAGUUGAAAGAAGAAGUGAUGUCACUGAAACGUCUGUUGCAGCAAAGAGAUCAAACUAUUCUAGAAAAAGAUAAAAAGUUGACAGAGUUAAAGGCUGAUUUUCAGUACCAGGAGUCAAACUUGAGAACAAAGAUGAACAGUAUGGAGAGAGCUCACAAGGAGACUGUAGAACAGCUACAGGCAAAAAACAGAGAGCUACUCAAACAGGUUGCAGCAUUAUCAAAAGGCAAGAAGUUUGACAAGAGUGGGAAUAUGCUGACAUCUCCCUAAAUCACUGGCUUUUUGCAUGAGUGUUAAUAUUCAGAAGGUAAAUGACUCUGUGGAAACAUUUUAGAAGCCUGUGUAGUAGGAAAAAUAUUUUUGCACAGAGUAGUUGGCAUGUUUUCCUACACUUUUUUGUAACUGAUAAUGCAGUGGGACUUUUUAAAGUUUAAACCAGUUGGAUUCAAACACUUCAGCUGGCUUGAAGAAAGUGGUUAAAAAAAAAUUAUACUGGAGGGGACGUCUUGCCAGUUAUUGGUGAUGUAAGAGUGCUCUUAUUUUUAGCCACAUCAUGCAAUAAUAAAUACAUGAAUGGCAGCAACUUGACAGAGUAAUCCUCUAAGCACUGCCUUUGUGAAGACUUCUUAAUUUAAAUUGAAUUAAUACAGAGCACCUGGACAGGAGCAGAACUUGCCUAGGAGCUAUGUAGACUCACAUUCUAAAAUAUAUAAAUCCGUCAACAUAUCACUAUCCUACCAGGGACUAGCUCACAAACAGAAGGGAAUACUGGAUACCUGGCAGCUGUGCUUUUUAUCUUUUGGUCAAGUAAAAAAAUGUUGAAGAGUUCAUUGAAUCUUGGUGCUUUUAUUAUAAGAAGCUUAAACCUAUAAAUAUAUGUAAAAGAAUUUUAACAAUUUUAUUCUUAGUGAUAACUGGUGUUUUGCAUUUCUUGUGAUAGAAAUUUAAAGAAAUUCUCUAUUGUAAGUAACAGAAGAAAAUGUGUUUUUUUGAAAAUAUACUGUAGACUUUUCUCUUGCAAGUGCCUUUCCUCCCAACUGUUUAUUUAUAGGAAUGUUGGUAUUUUGUAUAUAAGGGUGUGUUUUUUUCUUUUAAAGAAAUCAUGUUUAAGUGUUUCUCCAUGUGUGUGUAUAUACAUAAUAUAUGUACAAAAGAAUCACAUGCUAAGAUCAUAGUUGUAAGGAUGCUAGUGAAGGUGCUAUAAAAUGGCAGGCAAUGAUUUUUUCCCCCACUAUAGAUAAAUGUAACAUGUCUGUGUAGAGAGUAUUUGUCUUAACUCUUGUUGUGCCUAAUUUAAUAUUUUUUUGCCACACUAAAUUGGAGGGCUUCUAAAAUAUAUUUCUUCUAAUUUAGCUAAUUUACAUUGUAUUUUCAGUGGUGCAUUUUAAAUUAAAAUUAGCAGAAACAGUAUUUGAACUGUAACAAAUGUUUCUUUUGAUAACACAAAGCCUUUAUUUAAAUGUCCAGAUUAACCUGCCUUUUCAUUUCUCUGUAAUAAGGAAACAGCAGCCCACCCGCCCCAUCAGAAGUUUUACCAAAAACCAAGGGUGUACACAGUAGUUUUGUGGCAAAUAACUUGGGAGCCAAAGGAAAUAUCCCUAGAAAAGUCCCUGAUUUCUUCAUGUGGAGAACAAAAGCACCAGCCCUGUGGGUUGCACAACCCUCACUGGAAGACUGGCUGUAAGUAAGCCAUGUAGUUCAAGUGGAAUCAGUUCAGGCUGAAGCACCACAUGCACUAAGAGUUGGAUGAGCCUAAGCAGAAUGUCUCAUUCCCAAUAAGAGGCCAUGCAGAUAUGCCCUAGGUCAGUGGCUUUCAGACUUGGAUUCCUGGUAACAUAUGGAGUUAUCUGAAGGAAAAGAUGUCUUUUCUGCCACAACUGAUCUUCAGCUCAAAAUCCAGCUGCUGUGGGUGCUCUCCCAGUUAAUUCAGGGCAGUGGUAAGGCCUAAAAGAUCUGGCUAGAAACCAGCUGACCACCCCCUCCAUACAUGUCACUUGUGUUUUGCACAAGAGAUCUGCAGCAGGUAGGCAAGAAGUUCUUCAGCAGGUCCAUCAAUGUGCAAAUUAUUUUCCCUAAGGCAGAAAGUUUUGACAGGCACUGUCUGAAAGGAAUGGUGUGUAUUGUAAUUUUAAAAACAAACAAACAAACCAUAGUUUUUUGUGGGGUUUUCGAGCUAUGUGGCCAUGUUCUAGAAGAGUUUAUUCCUGACGUUUCACCAGCAUCUGUGGCUGGCAUCUUCAGAUGGUCCAGCCACAGUUGGUGGUGAAACAACAGGAAUAAACUCUUCUAGAACAUGACGACAUAGCCUGAAAACCCCACAAAAAACUAUGGCUGCCGGCCAUGAAAGCCUCCGACUUCACAAACAAUGAUGGGAAUACAGAUGGUUAGAAAAGUCACAGCUCAUUGUAAAAAGCAUGGUUUUCAUCUGCUUAAAAAUAAAGCUUUUCCAUACAAUGGGAAAUCUCUCUGUAGAAGGGUGCUCAAGUUAACACAUGUAGGAGUUGCACUUUUAGCUAGCAUUUACAUGAUUUUGGGCCUCCAGCUGCCUGAGGAUUGGGAGGAUUUAUUCCCAAGAGACUACUGAAUAAUUGUAAUUUGAAAAGAGACAAACAGCUGCUUUCUAAAAUAUUAAGAUUUUUUUAAAAAAAAUUGUACAAUAAGAUGAACUUUGUAAAUGUAUAAAUACUGUUUGUUGAUCUUAGAUGAUGAUACAGCUAGGGUAGAACAUCUUGCUGCUAUCCUAUUGGACUGUUCACUCAUUUCUUAUUUGGUUGUGUGAAUUUUUUUAAUUCCUGACUUCCAUUUCAGAGUAUUUUGAUAAUUUUUCCCAGUUGAAUGACUACCUGUAACUGGUGGAUUUGUUGUUUUAAAAAAAUUCACAGGAAAUCAGUUGACUUUCUGAUCAAGUCAUUUUCAGUGAAACCUGCUUAUGCUGCAACAGGAACAUUCUAGAGGAAGAGAUCUGAUCUUUCAGUUUUUGAAGUAAGGGGGUUAUACAAGGGCCAUCAUGAAAACAUUUGCAGACUUCACAGUGUUUGGAGAAUCUUUUUUCACUUUUGUUUUUUAAUUAUAUAACCUCUCUAACUUUUAAAGGCUAGAAACUAGCAAGUGAAAUCUUGGGAAUUGUAGGUUAUUUUCCAAAUGAAUUUUUUAAUAUAGCCUUUCGAGGUGAAACAUUGUACUUACGUGCAUCUAAGUCAGUUUUUUAGCUGUUAGCAUUGAACAAUAAGCAUUUCACUUGGGCUUGAGUUAUUUAUGUAUUUUAAGCCUGUGAAUAUUGCUGUUUCUUUUUAGUUACAGUGUCUGUCCAUUCUGGGGUGAAGCUGUUUGGGUUGCUAUAUGUGUAUAUACUGUUGAAAUUCUGUAUGGGCACACAUGUUGACAGUCAACAUUUUUGUACUCUUUUCUAAACCCAAUAUUUCACAAUAAAAGCUUGUUAAAAGAUCA
Molecule: messenger RNA, 4539 nt
Organism: Sceloporus undulatus (fence lizard)
Lineage: Eukaryota; Metazoa; Chordata; Lepidosauria; Squamata; Phrynosomatidae
Gene: FAM76B
Product: family with sequence similarity 76 member B
Exons: 10
Coding region: 253-1362 (369 amino acids)
Source: RefSeq, a predicted model, not a curated record